Messenger RNA from Pocillopora meandrina, 13318 nucleotides. NCBI's taxonomy places the organism in Eukaryota, Metazoa, Cnidaria, Anthozoa, Scleractinia, Pocilloporidae. The record is from the annotation of a GenBank genome assembly.
CAAAUCAUCUGGUGGAUGCAUAUAGUGGUUAGUUUCGAUUCUCCGCCGUUGUCGAAUUCGAGAGAAAGUUACUUCUAUGUUCGUUCAUAACUGAUCGACAAUUAUUUUCUGUGUGUAAUUUUGAAGGUCUCUUCCGAUGUUGGGAAAUGGGCACUGGAGCUAGCAGCGGAGGAUCACAAACAGGCUCGAACCCCAAUGUCAAGGAGGGCUCCACACCAUCAGCGGAGGACAAAUUGUCGAGGAAAACGUCUUCAAUUUCGAAAAAACACUCCAAUGGCUUCAUAACAUUAAGUUAUGAGCCAACAAAUACACCACUUAUUCGGAAGCGGGGCUUUAUCAAGGAAGGAUUUCCCAUUCAUGGGCUUAUUCAAGACAAAUAUUUUCUUAUUAAAGAUCAUUUUGAUGGAAUCGACAAGCUCAAGACUUUGGACUUGUACGGGGCUCCGAAUUUUCGAAAGAGUCGGGGUCCCUAUCCGGUCUACGGAAUGGGUCAACCGUCCAGAGAUGGAUUAGCACAAGUUAUUCAAACUCUGGUUGAAAAUGGACAUAAGGUGAGAGUUUAAACAUUAUUCAUGAAGUAUUGUUGCUGUUGGCUCAAUUUUGAGUGCUAGUGGUACGUUGUUGGUUUUAUUUCCGCGCGAAAACUAGAGAGUUGCCAACGUUUGCGAUGUCCUGCUUAAUUAAUUGAAAACUUCCCUGACGCAUUUUAAGCCUAAACUCGUGUAGGGAUUCCCUUCGUUCUUUUGAAUUAUAAAGACAAUACAUAAUCAUGUCGAAUUAAUGUUUUGCGUUUGACUCAGUGACACGAGGACGCAAAGACCAAGCAUAUCGAUUACCCUUACUUAAAAAAACAUAUUUGGUAACGUUUAAAAUUCCUCACGUAACCAGUCCGAAAGGUGAUCGAUAAAUUUUAUCCUUUUAUGCAUGCGAAAAGAUUUUUAUCCAAGUUAAUUAUUUUUGGGAUAUGGGGCAAAUAUCUUUGCUUUAAGAUACUGAAUAAGGGCACAGCGUGUUGUAAUAUUUUCUCGUUAUUGUGAGCAUAAAAAAAGUGAUAUUUGCCUUUUGGCAUAUUUCGUCCUUGUCAGGGAAAGUAAUUUUAGUGAGUGGCAGCGCGGUAAAAAUCGAUUAAAUGUCAAUAGAAACGGCAAAAAUCACACUUGUCCUACUUGGUUUUUGCAAAUCGCGCAAUAAACCCUCGAUCACUUUCGGUAUUUUAGGCUCGCCCGUUACUAAACACGUUAAGCGUAAAAUUUUUCGUCAUUUUGCUUUUCGUUUUAAUUAAAGAAGUGUUGUAACACGAAUACUUUGGUAAAAUUCUAUCUUCAUUCGCUCGCAUUAUUAUGACGGGAAACUUUCCCGAGGUUUACAUGGCAACGUUCUUACGUAAGACAAAUUUAAUUGAUUUUGAAGCCUUUGAUAGAGCUACUCGUAUUGAUUUAGCUGAAAGCAUAGGAAAAACCUCACGUAAACAUACUCUAAGGUGUAUGCUAGUCGUACAAACACUUUAGUUAGUCGGGGUAGCCGACGAAGUAUUAAAGGGAAAAAAAACACAAAAAAAUCUGAGGUUUUUUCGGCACUUUAAUCAACGCUAUAUUCUCUCACUGAACUGUCGAAUAAACGUCAUUAAUAUGCAGCACGUAUUUCUCAUUUCCGCCUGCCAGCUGCAAGGAACUAUCGCUCCGUGGUGUCUCGGAAACGAGAUUGCACCUUAUCUUUUCUCUUUUUUGACAAUGCGUAUGUUUGUUAUGCGUAACUUCUUAGAAAAAAAUACCAUUUGUACGGAGCUAUAAGGCGAUAUACUUUUUUCUUAAGAGAACAAACAAAAAAAAAUUAAAAUUUAAGGAUUUCUUUUCCUUUUUUUUAAAAAUAAGUAUCCGCUCUGUCGACUCUGUUCCUUUGUUGGCAUUGUUACUAUUUUAUUUGUUUUGAAUCAUCCUUGCUAUAUCCUUAUAAAUUUUACUGAAACUCAUAGGGUUUUGAUAUCGUUUGCUAUUGGACAAAACGUUGUUUUAACAUCAUUUUUUUUUAAAGGUUAAUCAUUUUAACUUUAAUAUAUCGCAAGAGUUUUUGAUCACAAGCAUUCCCAGACCAAUUAUCUUGCGUAGACUAAAUACUAGUCCAUUCUCUAAAAAUGUUGAAGUUGUCGAUAUGGUUUAAAAAUUCUUGUGUCAUAUAUUUUUUUGGGUUUUCAUCAUAAUUCGAUAGGAGGAAAAUUCAAAGCCCUCAAUAAUAUAUUAUAUAGUGUAACACAUCUUGCGGUGCAGUAAUUAAAAAGUUGAAAGGGUCUAUUUAUUUACGUUGACCUUUAUCAAACUUUGAUUGUCAUCAGCAAUCACUCAGCGUAAAAGCAUUCUUUUUCAAAACAACAAAAACGCUGGAAACGUUUUUAUAACUAUGAUGCUCAACAUUCACGCCUUUUUGAAUUGCUUCUUGUAAAGUACUUGGAAAAAAUGCACUUCUGGAACGUUUUUAUACAUUGCCAUAAUGUCUUCUCAAUCCUUUAUCUCGUCAUUAACUGUCUUUCAGUCUCUCUUUCAGCUAUUGUGUUAAAGUAAUUUCCGCAAAAUAAUGAAAGAACUUGAAAUGACUAAGCAGAAGCUAAAAAUGACACUUAGUCGAAUAAACGAUUGGAAAACCAAUCACUUGUAAAUGACUCGCCCCGUCACGACUUCAGCAUUACAGCACUUUUCAAUUGAGUGUCAAAGUCCAAACACCAAGUAAUCACAACGGCCAAUCAAAACACAGGUUAAUAUCAAAGUUAACCAAUGGAAAAUUAAAGUUUACACAGGUAAACUGCUUACAACACGGGAAAUCGCGCGUGACCAGGUUGCGGUUAAUUUUGCAUUUGAUUGGUUGAAAGGAUUGCUGAAAUUUUCCAGACCAAUUAUACAACGAGGCAAAGCAGGAUCAAUGCAAUCUCGUACUACUAUCGAUAUUCAACUCUCUGUUUGCAAGCCUCAUCCAUCUGUUCCAUCCUUCAUCCUUGUUACUUCUUGUUUCAUUUUGGUUUUCCUGGUGUUUCUUCCCACGAGCAAACGAGUACUUCAAGAUUAAAUUCUAUUAAUGGUCGAUUCUCUUCGACGCUGAAAUGACAAAAUACCAUAUAUUUAAGAGCGGAUCCUUUGACACUUCUGAUCACGGCUUCGUAUCCGUUGACUUUUCUUUUGUAGUGAUUAUUGCAUUAGCUGUAAAUGGUCAUGUAGUAGUUCGGUGAUAUGACUGCAAUCCAAUCCUGACUAUUUAUUAAUGUCAUUGUCAUUAUCAUCUCAUUUACCGGAAUUGCACAGGAAAUUGUCUCAUUUAACUUGAGAGAGGAGCCAGUGAUAUUCGUUGGUCUCAAUCACGACUUUGUGCCAUACUCUCCACGGGACCCGACCAGUCUGAAGGGGAACAUCGCUAAUCACGGAGUGAAACCUGAGGAACUGGCAGAGACAGAGCUCAAAAUAAGAGAGGAGGUAAAUUACUCUUACUGUGUUUGUGAAAAACUUGAACUCGCUGAUGAAGUGUUGCUCAACGACGGUUGUAUUUUUUUUUAACUGUUUUAAAAGCCAGUCACCGUCAGAGCGUCAAACCAGCUGAUAACCGUUUCAGGUUCAAGCCUUUCUUUAAUUCAGUGCUUUGGAUCAAAAUCAUAAGCUCAAUGGCCAAUCAAGACAGCAGACUUGGUUCUCUGUUAAUUCAAAUGGUAGUGCUAGACGUGGUACACUGUAAAUACCUAGUUGUGGAAUUGCUAAAAAAAUGAAGCCAAUCGGCAUACCCAAUAUUUGCCACUCCCUGCACUUGGCCCCAAAGCGGUUGUCUUGCACCACCGCGCCGUGACAGACAAUUUAAAGACGCAUCCCAUAUUCUUAGGCGUUUCUACUUUUAGCAAGACGGUUCAGCCUGCAUCCUGCAAAGGUAACCUUUGAGCAUGGUAAGCCAUUCUCCAACUGAUAACUUAGCAUUCUCUCAGCUGAAAUAAAUUCUAGCCAGAUAUUAUAUUUGGCGUUUUGAUCUUCAAGUGAUAUUUUCUUUUUGAUUUUAAGGUUCGACUUUUUCAUCUUUUUUCCCCAGUACACCACAACCUCGAUCGGAUGGUAACUAUCACAGCUGAUUCCUCUUUCCUUAUCUUCUUUUUUUUUUCUCCAGAUAAUCAGGUUUUCAAUCGAUGAAGGAGGUAAAUUUUAUUUCUACAAUAACGUGGAAACGUUCGAGGACGAACCGCACACGUACAACGUCGCAUACGAAGAGGAUUUGUGUGUUUUGGAUGAGAUAUACAGCAGACAAAUCUUCCUUACCCCUCUCCUCAGGUAAAGCGGCUGUACGGGAUCCAUUUGUCUGUUAGUCAUGAAUUUGUUGCAUGAGGAGGAAGGAGCGGCUAUAUAAUUCUUGAAGGAGGCGCAAAAUCAAAAAAUUCAUUCUCGAUGCUACGUUAACUGUUAAUGAAUUUAGGAGUGAUUUCUGAAUUGGGGGACUAGUCAGCUCCAAUAUUAGAAGCUAAGUAUCCAUUCUUUUGACGUUGAUAUCAUGUCUGUAUUAAGAGGUGAUCCUCAAUUCACGGCUGAAGCGUGGCAGGAUUUAGGCUUCAGUUAUUCACCUGAUUCUUGCUACUUCAUAGCACCGGUCCCGGACAAAGUAGCUCUGCUCUUAGAAAAGCGCCAGCCAAAAACAUAGCUAAUACUGAUUUGGAAAUAUGAUCAAAGUAUCUUUAGUUUAGACCAGACACACAUUUUUGCUCUGUCCACAACGCAGAUGAUGGUGGUUCAUGAACAUGAGUGUUGGUCGUCUUUGAGUCUAGUCGACAUCACCAUCUCUGGCCUUACCAUCCUCGUUCGUUCAUGGUUGCGAAAUGUUUUGUGUGUUGUAUAACCUCACUGUGGUAAUUUUUUAUAAAACCAAUAAAAUUAUCAGACUUUUUCUCGUCAAAAUUGGAUUUGUGCGAUUAGGAUAGAGUAAGAGAUCUAACAGGCCUUUUGACAUCGUGCAGGUAUUCUCGGAUCCCUAUAACUGCCACAAACGCUCCAGAGGAGCAGGAUUUUGACCAGUUCAUCACUGCCAUUAAGGACAUACCCCAGUUGUUCGACAAGAAUUCCUCAGCUCCUCUGCCGGCCAUGUUGUUCAACUGUCACGUGGGCCAAGGUCGCAGCACCACAGGCAUGGUCAUUGGAUGUCUGAUUACUUCACAUAGGACUGGCUUCCCAACUGAAGCACAGUGAGUGCAGAGAAAACUUUUUUUUUUUUUUAAUGAUGACUAGGGCUUGAUUUGUUUGAGUCAAACAAAGGUGUAGGUUUACACAAUCGGCUGGAAGAGUAACCUUCCUCAGGCUGAUUAAACACGCCUCUAACGGCAGCUGAGAUUCAUCAAGGAACUAGCGAACUUAUCCCGGGUAUAGUUUUUGAAAAGAUAAUGGAAAAUAAAAGAAAUAAAGAUCAAAAGAGGAUAAAAUGCGAUCAUUAUUACAGUGCAUGUCAUAGCCCGGGCCUGAGACGCGGAAUACAAGGAACUAACCUAUAAUUUCCGCGAACUUAGCUUCGACGAUGAUCUUUGCUUGUGUUAUCGAGAGAUCCAUCUUUACCACAGAAAAGAGGCCUUUUCAGGUCACGUCUAUGCUCAUCCAGAUGAUUGGACCACAAAAUCAGCUUUUUCUCAGUCCAUAGUUAGAACCAUCAACGGAAAUGCAAUUUUUGUUUUCAUUACAGUUAAGAUUUUCAUAUCGUGAUGACCGCUUACUUGUUCAACUUGUGAUGGAGUUAUGAAGUGAAAUCUGUAACACAUUCAGUCAUCUAUGUUGAAAUUACACUGUUUUUCUUCCUAGCGCCAUUCCAUUGCCUAUGGACGAAAACAACCCGAAUUUGGAGAAGGGAGAAUUCAGAAUAAUUCAACAGUUGGUGAAAAAUCUUCCCAAUGGAACACAGAUAAAACACGAGGUUUGUUUUCAGUUUAGAAGUUUACCUUGUUAGAUCAACCGUCAAAUAAUGAAUCAACCAAUUAUUUUCGUUGUGCAUCGUAACACUUAUACAAAGGGCUCCGUUGGCUGGCCCGCCCACCUCUGUUACCGAUCUUCCUUAAAAUUUUCCCCUUAAACAUCAUCAAAAGCUUAAUUUAGGCAAAGGAUCAGUUAGAAAAUAGAUGAACCAUUUUUGAAUAUCUGUAGGAAGAGACACUGACAAACCUCUAAGAAAAUGAAGGCGGCAUUGCCGAAUGGCCUGUGUUGUUGGUACCGAUAUACUACUGUCCUAAGCCAAGAGACUAAGAUCAAAUUCUCAACCCAGACUUUCAAAUGGCUUCGUUUAUUUAUAUUCCUGAGUUCAACAUUUCCACUGCGUUUUUUCAGUAGUCAAUUGUCUUGCCUCUCGUCAUAAAGCUGACUCCCGUUUGGUGUAUUUCUCUAGGUUGAUUCAGUCAUCGACAUAUGUUCUGACGUUAUGAAUCUGCGGUCUGUCAGCUUUGAAUGUAAAUGUAAACUAGAAGAGAUAAAGGAUGACUAUAAAAUUGAGGUAAGUCAAAAGAGAGGUUUUGUACAAAAAUUUUGGCAUUGCCCAGAUUGCCCAGCUGACUUAGAAGAGGUUCAGUGAUAAUGUGUAUUGCGAAAUGAUGGAAACUGGUUUUACCUUAGCAUAGUCCUUAGCAUAGAUAUAGCGUACUCUGUUUUCAUUUAAUAAAAAAACUGAAAUUAUUCGCAGGGUCAUAGUGCGCGUGAAUACUGGUUAAGAAGAGGUCUGAGUGCCCUGGAAAGAUAUUUCUUCUUGAUACUCUUUAACGCCUACUUACACGAGCAGGUGAGAUGAGUGGAAAUCAUUUGUAAAAGGUCAUAAAAGCCUAAUAUAGCAAGUUGUCGUUUCGAGUAGGAAACUGCACAGCAGAGUCGAUGAUAAACUAAGAUGGCCUUAGGAUAAUCAAGGAUGGAAAAAUUCAGGCUGAAAUUCUUAUGGUCUACAAACUGUAAAGUUGCUUGUAGCGCUGGCGGGAUACGAUUUUGCCCUUUUGGUCUUGUAAGUGAAUAUACUGUCGCCCUAUUGCAUUAGGGCUGAGAAGGGAGGGAACAAAUUCCAAAAUAAAUAGGUAGGAUGACAAUGAAUUAAGCAAAGAACUUUGGUUCUCAUUGUUGGUUAUUCUAUGUUCAAGUCUGCUUGUUGCGUUUAUCAUGUUGCGGCAUGGAAACUCACUCGAGUUUUCUCUCUUAUGCUUAGUUCCCACUCAUGUUUGCUCAAACGUUCCGGAAAUGGAUGCAGCACAGGCCAUGGCUCUACAGAAUGUUGAGUCAUAUUGACGUCAUGGAGAAAGGAGUGACGUCAGAAUUUACGUCUAAAUACCAAAAUCAAACUUGUCUGGUAAUUGACUUUUACUUGAGUGUUAACUAAAAGGAUAUGCAGUGAUAAAUUAUGAUAGCUACCUUAAAGAUAGUGGCCAAACAAAGCUUAUUAUGUGAUACUUUUAAACCUUGGUGACUUUCUAAAAACAUCAAGGUCUUCUUAUGUAGAAAAUUUCAGGUGUUUAAUGUAUGAUCUUGACGUUGCAUUCAGGUUGCUGAUGAACAAGUCAGUCUUGAUGUUUUAAGCACUCAGCGGGAGUUUGAGGUAUUUAAUUCUGAAAAAGUGGUUAAUUUGUUUUAAAGAGACACGAAAUAACUUGCUUAAACGAGGGUAAUGGUUUCGUUACUUUUAUUUUCAGGUGUCGAAUUUCCGCAAGGUUCACGGAUUCCCUAUUUAUGGCAUGUGUCAGCCGUCAAGACAGGUACUUCAACAAAAAGAGCAACUUGAACAAAAACGGACACAAAAAACAAAAACACGAAAAAAUAUAAACAUAACAAAAGUAAGAAUAGCUUCAUAACAGCAAAAUAAAGAGAGACAACUACAAAAUAUAUUACUGAAGCACGAAUCACUGUUCAGAGGGUCUCAAUGGGUGAUGGCCUUUACGGCUAGCGGUUAAUUUCUUUCUAUAGUUUUCACCAGAAAUUUUAGUUACGGUUAACUUUUUUUACGGCUAACGGCUAAAGUUUUUAGCCGUUUUACAGCUAACGGUUAACCACAUUGAGACGCUUAAUUUAGUAACACGUUCCUCUACCUUUUCAGGGCCUAAACAAUGUUGCACAUUAUCUUUUGGGUCCAAAAUGUCUUCAUCCCAAAGUCGUUUUCUUAAAUCUAAGAGAGGAUCUUGUCGUGGACUGUGAUGGAAGCACAUUUAGUCCAAGAGAGGUGAGGAUAAAAUGAAUCGAAACGCAUUUUGCCAUAGUGACACUUGUUGCAGUUUGCCGUCAAUAGCGGUUUGAUUAUCUUGAACCGUUUUGCUAGCUUUCGCCGGGUAAGGGAGGGGUGGCCGGCUGCAUAGCCAUAGCGGUUGACACUGGGUUGAUGUUGGCGAUCUGUGUUCUUUUAUAGUUUGCAUUUUGUCACGGUCUAUUCAGUCCACAGUCCUAGUCCUCAGAGUCAAUUGUAUCACCUAUGAUACACAAAGCACGAAACAGGAGUAAACUUAAACCUUGUUUUGAUAUGCAAUAAGACGUGAUUUGAAGAGCGCUUACAUAGAUAAAUAAUAACUCCUUUAUAUCUUUCUUCACGUUUCGUCUUGCUUUAGUUUUCUAGUGACAAUUCUGCCUUGAUUACAAAGAAUUUCUAAUAGCUGUCAGAAUUUUAGAAAUCCCCUAAGCUAUUGACUUUUUUUUUUACUUCAGUUAUCAAGUCUGUGUGAGCAUAUGCCUUUCAGAGGACUGGACACUUGUGAGAUUGAGGUGAGGCCUUGCCUUCACUGUCUCGUGAGAAAAACUUCUCAAUCUAAUAGUUUAGACCAGGAGCUGUUUCUUGGGUUAUUGUGUUGUGUUCCCUUAUCGUUUUUCACUCAUCUCUCCUGUUUCAAAAUUUACAGCAAAAGGAGAGCGAACUGAAGUCAGAACUACUCAAGAAAGGAAAGAGACAAUACACACAGGUUAGUUUUGCGUAACAAUAUUUUUUAUUCAGGUUUUGGUAAGGUCUAUAGGCUUUCCUUACCAAAAUACCGGUAAAAAAAAGUUGACGGAGUAAAACAUCCUUUGCGUUUCAUUAUGAUAGAACUAUAUUUACCCAUGUGAUGAUUUUUUUCUAACAUCUGUACUAAGAUUUAAAUCUCUCAUUUUUCCUUUAAAUUCCAUGCAUUUGCUCUCCUUACCGAUCAUCGCAGCCAAGCUCUAACCUGCUUCUGUUAUUGGAUAUAUUGCUAACUUAUUUUAGUCAGCCCUUGUUAAUACGUUGUAUAUUUUUCAGGUGUACACUGACAUUCAGUAUGCUCCCCAGGAGCGAGAUUUUCACAGUGUCAUAACAGCGCGUGAAGCGGCAGAGCUCUGCAUGGCAAAGAAUCCCCAGAUGCUGUAUUUUAGAAUGCCAUUGUCAGAGGACAAAGCGCCGGAGGAGAAGGUAGAGUGAUAAAGGCCUUGGGUUGUUUAGAAUUAUGGAAUCGGAUUCAAGAAAAUACGUAUUAUCUUGCCUGUGCAGUUGAUAUUUGAGUAACUUCUUAUUCAAAGAUUAUACGCUCCAUUAACACCGCCAACAACUAAAAGUGACUUGAUCAAAGUCGAAAAAACACCAAGGACGACAACUGUGCUAUGACAUCAAGAGCAGCGACAGCAGCAGCAACAACAAUAACAACAAAAACAAUUGCAAAAACAACAGCAGUGACAAAAACGAUAACAAAAAAGACAACGACUACAGAAACAGACACGGCAAAAAUAACAACGACAGAAGCAACAACAAUAAUAACAGUGCAAAAAAAAAACAAUCAAUAUAAAGAAAUCAAGCAAGGAAUACCCUGAAGACCAUUCACCUUAUUUCUGUCUGUAUCUUUAAAAUAUUCAACAAAAGGCAAAUUGUCAUCCUCGUUUCGAAAACGUCUCACUAAACGUAGUUGUACAGACGAUGGUUGGCUUAUGUUCUUUAUUUCUCCACGUAGGACUUUGAUCGAAUUUUAACAAUAAUCAACAGCCUGCAUGAGAUCUACACUGACGAAGAUGGCCCUGCUAUCGUCUUUAACUGCGAGAUUGGCAAAAGUCGAACGACCACCGGAAUGGCAAUAGCAGCACUGAUUUACUGCAACAAAAGGGUAUAGAUAAGAUUUUUAUGUUACUCAAUAACACUGCACUGCAUGCAAUCUUUCACCUCAAUUCUUAUAGCUCUCUAAUGCUUGAUCAUACGAAGAAGCGUCACCGUUAGAACAAUUUGGUUUAUUUAGCCUACUUUGUGCAAAUACGCGGAGAUUUGAGUUCGUAUCAAUCUUCUGCAUGCUCCAUCCUUUUUAUUUCUUGGUCUGUCAUCACUUCGAAUGCGUAUUUCUCUUUAGUUUGUAGUCUCCUUCAGGGUGAAAUGCAGGUUGGAGUAAGUGACGCACGUCACAAAUACCGACUCAAAACAUAAUUACCAAGGGUUAUUAAAAACCUGCAUAAUUGUUUUUAGUUUGGUGAAGUAGCUUUAAUAGUUAACACAAGUUCCUAACAUAAAAUAUCUUAAGUCAAUUAUAGAAAAAUACAGCUAGAAAAUAGCUUAGUCUUGUAAAUGUUUCCUUUCCAAGGGCUUUCCUGUCGGCACGAAGGUGGAUGAACAAGAUCCAGCUUGUGUCCCAAAUGCUAAGUACACACUGGGUGAAUUUUCGGUGCGUAUUACCCAUUAAUCAUAAGAAUAACAAUUUUAUCGAUUGUGAUUGGUUUGAAAAACUCCUAUUUUCCUCCUAUCCACUUCCCAAGUUGUUAUCGGACAGUUUGUUGUUGGAUAGUUAAAAAAUCCAAUCAUAUUCAAAGUGGUUGUGUAUUAAUCAAUCACAACCUUGGUUUCAAUCACCAUAGCCUCAGCAUACAGACUCCUAUAUCUUUUCUCUCAGAAAUUGUAAUUUUUAUGAUUAAUUGCUAAGAAAACUUCGUGUCGUCCAAUUCGGUCUGUUAUCAUACUCGUGAUAAACAAAUCGGACUCCCGCUGCGUGGUCGUCUGAUUUUGUUAUCACACGUAUGAUUAUAGACCAAAUUGGACUUCACUCAGUCCUAUUACCAUAGCUUAUUUUGCUAUAACAUAAUAAGUUAGACAAUCACUAAGCAACUGCUGCCUACAUAGACACAGCACUGUGCAUGUUAGCCCUUUACAUCCGAACAUCAGUAUGCAUAUUAUCCACGCUGUCCUUUAUACAUUUCCUAAGGUGCUGUUAAGGAGAAUUAGUUUAACAGUCAAGAGCUUCUUUAGAUGGCCGAUCGUUUCCUAAAUUCUCAUGACCUGAAGGUGUGAUGCGACAGAGACACUGUAAGGAGAAAUUAGAUGCGGGUAACUCUCGCGAAUUAAAAGUUGUAACGUUAAAAAGGAGCAUUGAUGCUGCGUGGGUGGGGUGAGGUGGGGUGGGGUGGGGUAAGGUGGGGUGGGUGAGGUGGUAAGGUGGGGUGGGGUGGGGUGGGCAGAAAGCCUUCGAGACAAGAGUAACGAGUGAUCAAGGAGCAGGUAACGCAAGUAACUAACACGAGUAUUGUUCAUUUUAUUUCAGGUUAUUCGUCACCUUAAGAGAGUUCUACCUUUUGGUCCACAGAGAAAACGUGAAGUUGAUUAUGUGUUGGAUAGAAUUUCAGAGACAAUGACACCCAUGCAUUAUCACUCAAGAGAAGUUAUAUUCUCUACAUUUAAUUUGGUGAGUCACCUGGAAGUGUUAUAUUGACCUUUAGUGCGAAAGUCUUCCCUUCCUUAUUGCCACUUAUCAAGGAGUAAUCUCAGAUACGCACGAUAAGAUAGCACUGACGUUGAAGGAAGUGCUAGUAAUCCCUCACAAUCUAUUAUCUUCAAAUAAAGGUUGAGUAAUUUAUGCACAAGAUCACGGGCUAUUGAACCCCCCCAAUUUUAAAAUCACAUACCAAUAACCGUAUUGCAUCUCAACAACGUUUUUCCUGAUAUUCAACCAUCUUGCUGGUCAUUUAUCUGCUUUUCAAUUAACUUGCCCUCCCCCUUUCUCUUCAAAUUUUCAUCCUGGCCAGCUACCUAUCGAAAGACCUGACUUCAUAUACUUUGCUAUUCAAGCUCCCUUUUAAGGAUAAUUUUACCCUACCUACCUCCGUCCAUCAUAAGCUAAAACUGCGUGUUUGAAACCUUACCGACUACCUUGCGAACUCCACCAUAAACUCAAUUUUUUGCAGUAUCGCAAUGGCGUGUGCAAGAACCGAGAGGAAAUUUCGGAGCUGAGAAAAAAGAGUCUCAACUUGUUGGAGAGAUAUUUCUACCUUAUCUUGUUUAAUACGUACUUACACAUGGAAAGGAGAACCAAAUGGCAGCGUUCUUUUAGUCAGUGGAUGACUGAAGUUGCAACAGCUGCUGGUGUUUACGAGAUCCUCGACAAUUUUGGCUUCCAUGAUUUUGAAAAGACAGAGGAACGCUUGCGCGCUCUGCGCUGGAGAUGGCGGGAAAGUUACAAGGGCAAGCCGUCAUAUUGACAAUUCGGCGCGAAAUGUAACUUCUAAUCAGAGAGAGCACUGUGGACUGUGAAUAAAACGGAAAAGCGCCAAAAUUUCCGUCAAAACCGAAAAAUGGAAAUACAAUCGCUCCAACCAGAAAUUAAGAAUCUGAGCUGAAGACGCGAAAGGAUAUCAAAACCUAAAAAACAGGAGAUUUUGUGCGCCUCAAUGAACAAAACCGAUAUAAAGUAAUGCGCCUUUCUUACAGAUGUAUAGUAACUAAGGUUUAGGUGUAUUGUUACAUAUUUAUGAUCUCUAUUUAUCACAAGUCAUUGAGAUGGUAGCCAGUUGUUAUUCCUUCCCUGAAUGAUACAAGAAUUCUGGAGAAUUGCAUGGGCGGACUGUGUUCUGAGCUGUUUCGCUGGGCAAUAAUGGGCUCUAGACUUGCCAAAAGCCGAAGCAAUGGUAAAAACUGUAUAGAUAUUGCCUGAAGGAGAUUAGAGCAGACUGCUAUUACGUCUGCAGUGCUAUUUCAUCUCUACCUUGCUGUAAAUAGCCCACUGAUAACACGAGCGAACUUUAAAAUGAAUGAGCUUGCGCUUUUUAUGGUAUUUACUAGAACUGCUCCUAUAGAAACUCUCUUGCCAAUCAAGAAUGACGGGAUCAUAAAUUUCUACAUCAUGAGUGUUUUUCAAUUCAUUCUGACAUGAAAUGAAAUACAAAUUUGAUAUUUGUACCAGUUGAUCCAUAAAUUAUUAUCUCCUGAAACAAACUAACCAAAACAAAUCAAUACAGAAAAAAUGAAAAUUUUAUGGGAAGCGUUAGGCCCAAGUUAUUUUUGUGUUUAAAUUAAACAUCAAAUAAACUUAAACAUUUAAUGAGUUUGUUUGUAAUUAAACUCUGUUUACAACUGUUUAUUGGUAGACUUAAAUAAAGGAAAUAAACGUUAUCCUAACGUC